Molecule: messenger RNA, 988 nt
Organism: Aegilops tauschii subsp. strangulata
Lineage: Eukaryota; Viridiplantae; Streptophyta; Magnoliopsida; Poales; Poaceae
Product: oryzain alpha chain
Cellular component (GO): extracellular region
Source: RefSeq, a predicted model, not a curated record
GCCCAGCGAGUCCCCCGCUGUCCCACUCUUGUCGCCUGGGCUUCUUCCUCGGCAGCAUAGCCUCCCCGUUGCCGGAGAUGAGGAGCUUGAUGACGUCUCUCGUGGCGGCGCUGAUGGUACUACUGCUGUCGGCGCGGGCAGCUCCGGCCGAGCCGUCGACUGCAUCUACCGUAUGUGACGGCAACCACUCGUGCCCCGAGGGCGCGACCUGCUGCUGCAUCUACCGGCAGGGCGAGGAGUGCUUCACCUGGACCUGCUGCCCGCUCCAGGGCACCACCUGCUGCGAUGACAGCUACAGCUGCUGCCCGCAAGAUUACGGCUUCUGCGACACCAAUCUGGGAACCUGCCUCAUGGGUCAGGACAGCCCGCUUUCAGUGAAGGCGCUGAAGCGUACAAUGGCCAAGCCGCACUGGGCUUUCUCGUCAGGACCCAAGGGCACUAAUAUGUCUGAAUCUACGGAAGUAUUCGACACUUGCGACAGCACUACUCGGAUCUGUAGCACGUUAUAACGGUUCAGUCAACGGCUGGGAUAUUAGGAAGGACAAUCUGACGGAAUAGAUUCAAUUUACCAUUUAGCUUCACCUCCGGCUGCUCUUCCUUCUUUCACCAAUAAUAACUGCUAUUUGCUUUUACCAUAAUGAUUCGGCUAUGGAUAUACAGCCGAGUAAGGAGACCUUCUCCAAACGUUUGGUUAUCCUGUCUCAAACAAACAAAAAAGUUUGGUUAUCCAUAGUAAACCUUACCCACCGUUGCGGUUGAGCAGACGAUGGGUAUGAACAUGGAGCAGACGGAGUCGGAGUUGGAGUAUACCUAUGCAUAACCAAUAUGGUGAAUAGAACCAGUUAAACUUCUCGAUAAGUUUUUAGACCUUGGUUUUCCUGGCAGUAAACAAAGAACAAUGUAAAUACCUGGAAACUGUGGUUGGUGUGGCUGACAGGUGGCAGUACGUAUGUGUAUCAAACACAAUGAAUAAUCAUUCUUUAUUGAU